Cloeon dipterum is the source of this 1084-nucleotide messenger RNA. Its product is annotated as caspase-1-like. Lineage: Eukaryota; Metazoa; Arthropoda; Insecta; Ephemeroptera; Baetidae. The record is from RefSeq and is a predicted model, not a curated record. Gene Ontology annotation, biological process: apoptotic process; proteolysis; positive regulation of neuron apoptotic process. Gene Ontology annotation, cellular component: cytoplasm. The transcript has 4 exons. Bases 116 to 1078 code for a protein of 320 amino acids.
AAUCAGUUUGUUGAGUCACGCCUUGAAUCAGCUGCUUAGUUAGCUCUCUCUCACUCCGUCUUAGGUUUUACGCGGCUUUUAAACUUACAAAAACCAAAAUUAAAGUUAAAUCGCCAUGAGUGAAGACAAAAGGGAUGAAAAAGGUGUUGGAGAGGGCGCCGAAGAAGAUAAAUCUGAAACAAUCAGUGACUCAAGCGACGAGGAAACCGACCCUGGAGAGGAGGACACGGAAGACGGGGUGACUGACGCGGUUAAAGGGUUGGUUGAGACAUUUAAAAAAGUGACAAAUACAAAUGGAAAACGGCGGGAAAAAAAGAAACCUUUGGUUAAAGAGGACCCGUUCUACAACAUGAGACACGAAAAACGCGGAAAAGCCAUCAUUUUCAACCACUUCCAUUAUGAUGCCAAGUUGUACCUAGACCCAAGGAACGGAACCGAAAGGGACGUAAUAAGAUUGAAGCAAGCAUUCAAGAAACACUCGUUUAAGGUCGAGGUUUAUGACAAUUUGACAGUAGGAGACAUACAGUACGCCGUGCAAACAAUAAUAGCCAAGGGCGAUCACUCCAAUUCCGACUGUGUGGCAGUGGUAAUUCUGACACACGGCAAAUAUGUCGAAGGAAAAGGAAGCGUGCUCUACGCUCGGGAUGGAACGUACCAGCUAGACACCCUGAUUGAAAUGAUCACGCCAGAAAAAUGCACGUCGCUGGCAGGCAAACCGAAAUUAUUUUUCGUUCAGGCUUGCAGAGGCGAGAAAAAGGACAAAGGCACGACCAUUGCUGUUGACUCAUUCCCGGUAAAGUCUUACAAAAAGAUUCCAACCUACGCGGAUUUCUUCAUCGCUCAAUCUACAAUACCAAGAUUCGUGUCUAUAAGAAACAAGGUUAAAGGUUCCUGGUUCAUGAAGGCGCUGAGCAUGAAGCUGAUGGAAGAGGAUAGCAACACGAAGAGCAUUUUUUCCAUCAUGACGGAAGUCAUUGCCCACGUGGCCUUCAAGUGUGAGAGCGAUACUGAGAAUUUGAAACAAAUUCCUACCUUUACGUCCAGACUAACUAAGGACCUGAUUUUUGUCAAGAAAUGAUUGUUA